AUGGCAGUGCCAUGCGUGCGCCGCAGCUAUGCCGGCGUGCUGCGGGGCAACGUCUUUGAGCGCACCAAGGUAUCGGUGCAAGAUCUCAGCGAGGCUGACCAGCAGGCCUCUUCGGAGAGCCGUGUGUCUCCCACUUCCGCCUCUUGGUGCGUCUGCUAUGGCAUUGGCAUCAUCUCCACUCUUGUGCUCUAUGGCAUCCUCCAGGAGGGUAUCAUGACCGUGGCUUAUGAUGGCCAACUCUUCAAGUACUCCGUCUUCCUGGUUCUUUGCAACCGCCUGGCCGCUGUUGCUUUUGCCCUGGUGAUGGCCAAGAUGAAGGGCGAGAGCAUGGCCAACGAGGCACCCUUGUGGAAGUACUUGAUCGUCUCCCUCUCAAACGUCUACGCCAGUUCCUGCCAGUAUGAGGCUUUGAAGUACGUGUCCUUUGCUGUGCAAAUGCUGGGAAAGAGCUUCAAAAUGAUGCCCGUCAUGAUCUGGGGCAUGAUCAUCGCGGGCAAGUCUUACGGCAUGCGCGACUGGACGGUGGCCUUCGCUGUGACUUUGGGAUGCACGGAGUUCUUGAUGACAGGCCCCACGCAUUCCAAAGUGGACUCGGCGAACAGCUUCAAGGGCUUUCUCCUGCUGGGCGGGUUCUUGGCCCUGGAUGGGCUCACUUCCACAUUCCAAGAGAAGCUCUUCAAGGAGCACAAGACCACAAAGUACAACCAGAUGCUGUACAUCAACCUUCUCUCUGCCACUGUCUCCAUCAUCACCUUGUUGGCCACGGGGGACCUGGCGCCGGCGCUGGCCUUUGGCAUGGAGCACCCCCAGUUUUGGCUGGACUCCGCGCUCUUGAGCUGCUCCGCCGUGGCCAGCCAGUUCUUCAUCUACUCGCAGAUCAAGGAGUUUGGGGCCCUGGUCUUCGCGGCCACGAUGAACGUGCGCCAGGUGGUGUCCAUCCUGGUCUCCUAUGCGAAGUACAGCAACCCCGUGACCAUGCUGCAGAUUCUGGGUCUUAUGGUCAUCUUCUCCGCUCUGUUCUACAAGUCGAUCGCGUCCAUGAUGGAAGCUCCCAAGGAGAAUGCCAAGGAGAAGGAGCCGAUCCUCAACAAGGAGGAGGCAGCACCUCUGCAAGACGAAGCCGACAAACGCAGCGAUGCGGAAAAGAAGCGCGCGAUGCCGCGAUGCCGCGAUGCCGCGAUGCCGCGAUGCCGCGAUGCCCAAGCGAUCAUUCAUGACAUCAUCCAAGACAAGAUGCAGCGCGUGCAGGAGCUGAUCUCCCGGGUGCAGCGCCAGGAAGCCUGCAAACAAGAGCAGCUCCUCAUCCAGGCGCAGCAGGCGGAGGAGGAGGAGCAGCAGCUGGAAGCCCAACGCCAGGACCGCGCGCGGCGCAGCGCGGAGGCCUUCGCGGUCUUCGCGGCGGAGGCGGCGGCGGCGGCGCAGAAGCGGCGGGCGGAGGAGGCGGCGCUGGUGCGGCGCAUGCGGCAGGAGGAGGCAGAGAAGAAGGAGAAGGCCAAGGAGGCCGAGGAGGUGCGGCGGCGGCAGCGGGACCAUCGUCUGGCGCAAGCGCAGCAGCGCCGCCAUGCGGCCGACCAAGCGGCGCGGGCACGGCGCGCCCUGCUCAAGUCAGCCCACAAGGCGGCACAGGAAGCUGUGCAGGAAGCAGCGAAGCAGAAAGCGGCGCAGAAGGCCAGCGCUCGCCCGGUUCUGGACGGCGCAACUGCUGCGCGGCAGCAAGGUUUGCAGCGCUUUGCGGCGAGCCUGGACGCGGCUCAUAGCCACUACGCCAAAGGCGCCAGGCCAAAAUCAGGGGCGUUGAGAAGAACGGCCUCAGCUCCGAACAGGAGGCCGACAUCUGCCAGCUGCGUCGUCUGCGGCGCGGAGGUGAAACUGGCAAAGCCCCGAGAGGAGUACUCGGCGGGGCCGGGCGGCCCGCUGGUACAGCCCACCACUUCGGGAGGCCGUCCCUCGCUGAAGGGCCUGCAAUUCGCUUCCGGCGAGUCCCUGCCUUUCGACGGCUCACCCACCAACACGCUCCCAGGGUCUCCCACUGGACUGAUGAUGUUCCCUCAGUACCUUCGAGCGGUGAAGCUAGGCGGCUUCCAGAAUGAUGGCCUCAAUGCGCUGUACGUGGAGCGGCCGUCCGAGGCAUUCAGGGUGAACGACCGUGAGACCUACUGGCCCGCCUCGGGCUACUACUUCAUCUAUAGAAGCAGGAGUACGAGCACUUGGGGCAUCGGCAAGGCAAAGCGCUUUGAUGCCAUCAAGGAGGGCAAGAGCAAUGGCGUGGCUCACAGCCCCGAGGGGUACGAGCUGUGGCUGGAGGUCAACGAGGGCCAAGCAACACGAAAGACGAACUGGCGGGAGUGGGACAUCCAGAUGAACAAGUGGGUCACCCGUGCGGGCUCCGGCGUGCUCAGCCGUGGCAAGGUGCGGCCCAAGGCCCCAGGGGUCAACAAGGCGGAGGUAGCUGUGCAGGCGGUCGUCGAGGUGGCCCACCGGGAGAUCCAGGCGAUCGCCAGCCAGGGCCCAGCGGCGCCGCAGGCGCCGGCGCAGUCCCCGGGCCCAAGCUCACGGGCGCAGAUGGCCAAGCUGCCCACCUUCGACCCCACGGGCUCCACAGCGACCUCCGGGCCCCUGAUGAGGGGCGACACCGGCCCGUUUCUGCCUGCCAGCAGCCCAUCGCAAAGUGGGACCUCGCCGAGCAAAAGCCCUCACAAAGGCGUCCCAGCGACCAACAAGCAUAAAAGCACGGAAGCACUGCUGGGAUUGGGAACGGAGUCCCAGGGGACACGCCGCCCUUCUGUGCGGUUGGAUGGAGCUGAUGCUGGUCGGCCUGCGUCGACCUCACGCUCAGUGAGCCCCAACCCACGAGGCCCGUGA
This is a messenger RNA of Effrenium voratum, 2862 nucleotides long. Lineage: Eukaryota; Dinophyceae; Suessiales; Symbiodiniaceae. The record is from the annotation of a GenBank genome assembly.